UGUUAACCGGACAUGAAGAAUAAUUGCUACCAUUAUUUGGCUCAUCCAUUCUUUGCCAUAUAGUAUUACACAAAAACAAACAAAAAUUUCUUUGCCAUUUACAUUUUCAGUAAAGCUGCAGCUUUCAAAUACAGUGCAUAAUCUUGACUCUCAAGUUAUUUUUUCAUUGUUCAUAAGUAGCCUACUUACUUGAAAGAGUGUGAAAAUGAAAUUUAAUUAUGUUAAAGUUGGAUUUCUUUGUGUUUUGAGCUUAUUUCCACUCUAGUUGAUUACCAAAGCCAGUCAUUUUUUGCAGGUUUAAGAUGUAGCAGUACUGAAAAUAUAAGCAUGGGAGAGCAGAGAAGAAUCAGUGGAGGAGGGGAAGUGCUCAUAACAGUUUCAUCUGGCUCAAAAGAACCAGAUAAGGCUGAUACUUGUCCGACCAAACCGAGUUCUAUGAGCAACUCUUUAUCUGAGGCAUCAAGGACAAACUCCUUUACUCCGAAAACGCGGCAGAUGGUGUCUCCUGGUGAGCCUGCAGAUGAUGAGGAUGGAGUGGAGGAGGAUGUCGUCAAGCAAGUUGAAUCGAGUCAAGAGAAGCGUAAGAGAGUAGGUAUUAAGGCUGUGAUUCAAGGGAUUGCAUUUGUGUGGCUUGUUGGGUGCUUGGUGGCAAGCUUGACUGCUGAGAAACUGAAAAACCCCAUGAUUUGGGGCUUGGAAUUCUGGAAAUGGUGCGUGCUUGUGCUGGUUAUAUUGUCUGGCAUGUCAAUCACUAAUUGGAUUAUGCAGUUUAUUGUUUUUCUGAUUGAGAGGAAUUUUUUGCUAAAUAAGAAAGUACUCUAUUUUGUUUAUGGGCUAAAGAAGAGUGUUCAAGUAUUUGUUUGGAUUGGUUUGGUUCUUCUUGCCUGGGAAUUUCUAUUUACUCCUGGAAUUACGCGAUCUAAGACUGCCACCAAGUUUCUAAAAUUUGUUACUUGGACUCUUAUUUCACUUCUUGUUGGGUCAUUCUUGUGGUUAGUGAAGAAUUCAUUGUUACAGAUUUUAGCAUCUAAUUUCCAUGUCAACAGAUUCUUUGAUAGAAUCCAAGAAACAGUCUUUUGUCAGUAUGUUCUGCAAACUCUUUCGGGGCCUCCACUCAUAGAAGAGGCCGAAAGGGUUGGAAAAUCGUCUAGCACAGGUGAACUGAGCUUCAGGAGCACCAAAAAGGGAAAAACAAAGGAGAAUAAGGUGAUUGAUAUGGGAAUGGUUCAUAAGAUGAAGCAAGAAAAGGUUUCAGCUUGGACCAUGAAGGUUUUAGUUGAUGCAGUCACAAAUUCAGGACUUUCUAUAAUCUCUAAUACAUUGGAUGAGAGUGUUGGUGAAAGGAACAAACUGACUGAUAUGGAGAUUACCAAUGAGAUGGAAGCAACUUCUGCAGCCUGUCACAUUUUCAGGAAUGUUGCGAAGCUUGGUUGGAACUACAUUGAUGAGGAGGACCUUUUAAGGUUCGUGAUUAAGGAAGAGGUGGAUCUUGUUUUCCCGCUGUUUGUAGGAUCCGAGAAUCGACAAAUUGACAGAAAAUCUCUAACAGACUGGGUGGUUAAGGUUUACAAGGGUCGGAAAGCUCUUGCGCAUGCUUUGAAAGAUACCAAAACAGCAGUGAAACAAUUGAACAAACUUGUGACAGGGAUUGUGAUAAUUGUGACCUUUGUUAUUUGGCUUAUUUUGAUGGAAAUUGCAACUACUAAAAUACUCGUAGUUCUCUCAUCACAGCUUUUAGUUGCAGCCUUCAUCUUUGGGAAUACCUGCAAGACCAUAUUCGAAGCAAUAAUAUUUGUUUUCGUGAUGCAUCCGUUCGAUGUUGGAGAUCGGUGUGUUGUUGAUGGUGUACCUUUGUUGGUGGAGGAAAUGAACAUAUUAACGACGGUUUUCUUGAAGCUUGAUAACGAAAAGGUCUACUAUCCGAAUGCUGUUUUGGCUAAGAAGCCGAUCUCCAAUUUUUACAGAAGCCCUGCCAUGGGUGACACUGUGGAAUUCUCAAUUGAUUUUGAAACGCCAACGAAAAAGAUCCGAUUGCUGAAAGAUGAAAUCAAGCAUUACUUGGAGAGCAAUCCUCAACACUGGCAUCCUAAUCACAGUGUGGUGGUGAAGGAAAUUGAGAAUGUGAGCAGAUUAAGAAUGGCUCUUUACUGUAAUCACACAAUGAACUUCCAAGAAUUCAGGGAGAAAAACAAGCGUCGAACUGAACUUGUCCUUGAGAUAAAAAGGAUUUUCGAAGAGUUAAGUGUAAAAUACUAUCUUGUGCCCCAACAAGUUCAUCUCCGCCGCAUAAGUGGCGGAGUUGCUCACAGGCGGACCCGUAUGCCCGCAUUGAUCAGAGUUGGUCGGAGACGUAAAUUUCUUUAGAAAAAAAAAGUUUCGCCCUUAUCGGUAUGAAGAAACUAAAUUUCUUCCUUUAUAGUUCUCCUCCCUCAGCAACUUUUUGGCUGCACCAUUGCGCCAAAUCGGAACAGAAUCAACAAUUGUAACCAAGAUGUCAUUCUCAUUUUCUGUCCGUUAAUAGUCUGCAAUUUGAUAGCAAGAAAAUCGAGUUGCUCGGAAAUCAGUUUACUUCGUUAGCAAGUUAUAAUCUCUGAUCAUAAAGAGAUUGACUUUUGUAUCAAAAGUUUGUUCUUCUUCGUUUUUUUCAUUUUGAUUCAAAUUUGUUUGUUCUAAUACUUAUGUUAUCUCCAUAAUUCAGGACAUGUACCUUACUUA
Molecule: messenger RNA, 2715 nt
Organism: Mercurialis annua (annual mercury)
Lineage: Eukaryota; Viridiplantae; Streptophyta; Magnoliopsida; Malpighiales; Euphorbiaceae
Product: mechanosensitive ion channel protein 10-like
Exons: 5
Coding region: 328-2364 (678 amino acids)
Biological process (GO): transmembrane transport; detection of mechanical stimulus; monoatomic anion transport
Cellular component (GO): plasma membrane
Molecular function (GO): mechanosensitive monoatomic ion channel activity
Source: RefSeq, a predicted model, not a curated record